AUGUUCGGCUAUUAUUACGCGGUGUAUGUACAUUGUCUAAACAAGCGAGCUUUCAUCCCAAACCAAACGGCCUUUCGCGUUCGUUGGCAUCGAUCCUCUUAUCAACACAAUGACCUUUUCAUCGCCGGACAUGGCGCACUGCGACGGACUUCGACGCUACCAAAGAGUCGGUACUGGCACUGCCCGAGCUUGAUCCAUGCCCUGCAACAACCGUACAACAACCCAUUUCAGUUUCCAACGACAACUCCCCGUUGUGUCUCCUGGCCACCGACAACGCAACUUGUCGCGACAACCAACCGACCAGCCGUCUCUCCAUCGACAACCCCCAGCUUUUCACUGCAUGCUCUAAAUCGCCUUCUCGGGAAACAGUCGCCGCGAUGGCUGCCGCAACCAACAAAUAAGCUCUCCAAGCCAGGCAAUUGGAAGGAAGCCACAACACCGCUUGACAACGAGGAAAAGAAAAGGGCCAAAGAGAACGCCGCCCUUCCGAGCCCCAUCAUCAAUCAACUAGACCCCCCCGCACAAGUCACAUUCGACACCGGCCGGCCGCUUGACGAUGUUCCCGAUCUGAUCUACUGCAAGCUCUGCAAGAAGGGAGUCAUCAGGACCUCUGGGAAGGAGCAUAUCGACGAAUGUCUUCGUAUCAAGAGGGAAAAGGCGCAACGUAAAAAGGAGGCCCGCGAGGCACGUGAGCGCGCCAAGGAGGCUGCUCGCGAGGAGGAAGCCCGCAAGAACGACCCCGACGGCGCUGCGGGCCGCGACGAUGACGACAGCGACGCCGACGAGCCCACCGAGAGAAAGGGAAACGGUGGAAAGACGACAAAGAAGGCUACCGGCAAGAAGCCCGAUACCGGCGGAAAGAAAAGGAAAGCCGAGGGAGACCUGGAGAAGGGCAAGGCCAAGAAGAAGAAGGAUGAACCGAAACCCAAGACCGCCAAGCCCAAGGGCCCUGUGGAUGUUGAGAGGCAGUGUGGUGUCAUCUUGCCCAACGGGCAGCCUUGUGCCCGUUCGCUCACGUGCAAGAGUCACAGUAUGUCGGCCAAGAGAUCCGUGCCGGGGCGAUCCCUACCGUAUGAUAUGCUCCUUGUGGCAUACCAGAAGAAGAAUCAAGCAAAGCAGCAACGAGCCGCCAUCGACGCCAAUGCCCCGUUGGAGGACGACGACGAUCCGAAUGCCGGUGCGGUGGACAGUGACGAGGAGACAGCUGCCGUUAUGAACGCCCUGGCGAACUGGCGACCGCAACCGGUUGUCCCUCAACCUAUCAUUGCACCGAUCAAGAGGCAGUACCAGCUGGCACGGUUGCACGAGCAACUCCAGACCGUAACGAACGGCGGCCGACUCAACAUCUUCAAGGUUGUUGGAUUUGGUGCUCAGAAGCUCCCGGAGGGCCAUCCCGGUCUCUAUCAGCAAGAGGAGGAGCAUGCCGGUGACCCUGACGUCUCCAUGCAAGAAGUAUUUUCCCGACGUUCAUCGACUUUCAGUCUUGCAGGACCACCGCAGCGAAGGCCAUCACUGGUACGGCAAAUUUUGCCGCCACAUGUGUCGGAUUUUAUGAAGAGUCCCAGGGACCCAAGGCGCCCAGCCGACACAAAGGAACAAUACCUCAGACAGACAUUUGCUCCUGUUAGGAGAGACGAUAGCGUCCGAUCACCUCAUCCAGAAAGUUCAUCUAGACCUGGAACUGGGGCAAGCUCACAUAAGCCGCCCAGGCAGGCAUACCCCGCACAAAAACCUCCAAGCCGCGAUGCAGAGCGGACUGUUGCCCGUCCAGGACCGACUAAACAUUACUACAACGAAUCACCCGCUCGGAAGGAUUCAGUUGGUGUCGCGCUUCGAGGAGGCGGCUCAGAAGUCGGAUCGCCAAGAACGCAUAACCUUGUGAGCCCAGCAGCCGCACAGACCCCAGCUCGACAUCCAAGUCGGCGGCUGUCCUCAGCAUCACCCGGUCAAAACUCUCUACACCUGAGUCCCCAUGUUCCGGACGAAGUUCGCGCAAUGGAUGCUAAGAUAUGUCCAGAAAUCUCACCGGAAGAAAUGGACAUGCUUCGGGAGAUAUACAUUGCUUGUCAGCAGCACCCGGAAAAGUUUGAUGAGUACCGUCAGGAAUACCAAGCUUAUCAGCAACGACUACAAGCACAAAAGGGCUUAAGCGGAGGAAAACAACCAACCGGACCUCAGUCCGCAAGCCCAGCGACUGAGGUUCCCCCUCGUUCAACGUUUGAUAAAACCGAACAUCAUGAAACUCAGCGUGCGCUGGAACAAGCGCAAUUCAAACCUACUUGCUCCCCUCGCCACGGCUCUAGUACGGUUUUCCGUGGCGGCACUGCUUCCCCUUCGAACACCCUAGCAGGCACACGCCAACGGCCGGAAGUAUCGUCACCGGUAACCAGCACACAGCAAAGUUUACCCGACACUCCACAUACCCCUAGGAAUCAUCAGCGCAAGCGGUCUGGUCCUAUACCACGAAUAAUACUCAAGGUACCGAAGCGUACCCUGCAACCGAAUAUGGGCGUUUCACCAAUGAAAGGAGGUUCUCAACGAGAUGUUGUGAGUUCACCGAGGAAAACUCACGGCCCAGUGGGAGGCAAAAGCCUCAAGGACUCUUCGGUCGAGGAGAGCAGUCUGGUUGGUACUGAUGACUAG
Molecule: messenger RNA, 2643 nt
Organism: Neurospora hispaniola
Lineage: Eukaryota; Fungi; Ascomycota; Sordariomycetes; Sordariales; Sordariaceae
Exons: 5
Coding region: 1-2643 (880 amino acids)
Biological process (GO): RITS complex assembly; regulatory ncRNA-mediated heterochromatin formation; regulation of transcription by RNA polymerase II
Cellular component (GO): SAGA complex
Source: RefSeq, a predicted model, not a curated record